Stomoxys calcitrans (stable fly) is the source of this 1678-nucleotide messenger RNA. It is a transcript of the gene Rpn6, whose product is annotated as 26S proteasome non-ATPase regulatory subunit 11. Gene Ontology annotation, biological process: ubiquitin-dependent protein catabolic process. The transcript has 5 exons. Lineage: Eukaryota; Metazoa; Arthropoda; Insecta; Diptera; Muscidae. Bases 118 to 1383 code for a protein of 421 amino acids. Gene Ontology annotation, molecular function: structural molecule activity. Gene Ontology annotation, cellular component: proteasome regulatory particle, lid subcomplex. The record is from RefSeq and is a predicted model, not a curated record.
UGUUGGCAGCAUUGCCUGGCAUGACUUUACACAACAAAACUGACAGAAGACUAAACGACUUAAAGCAAAAUCAUCGCAAAAUUCUAGUUCUAUAAAGAAAAUUAAAGUAAAAGAAAUAUGGCCGGAGCUACUUUGUUUGAAAGAGCCCAAGCUUUGUCAAAUGUCAACCGUGAAGAGGGCAUUUCACUCUUGAAUAAAAUCAUACGCGAACAGGAAGUAGCCGAAAAUGAUGAAGAACUCAUACGCAUCAAGGAACAGGGCAUUCUGCAAUUGGGCGAGCUCUACAAACAGGAGGGCAAAGCCAAGGAAUUGGCCGAUUUGAUAAAAGUAACCCGCCCAUUCUUAAGUCUGAUUAGUAAAGCUAAGGCAGCCAAGUUGGUGCGUUCUUUGGUGGAUAUGUUCCUGGAUAUGGAUGCAGGAACUGGCAUUGAGGUACAACUGUGUAAGGAUUGCAUUGAAUGGGCCAAACAGGAAAAACGUACCUUCUUGCGUCAAAGCUUGGAGGCCAGAUUAAUUGCUCUAUACUUUGACACUGGCAUGUACACAGAUGCUUUACAAUUGGGCUCACAGCUUUUGAAAGAAUUGAAAAAACUCGAUGACAAAAAUCUGCUUGUGGAGGUUCAGUUAUUGGAAAGCAAAACCUAUCAUGCUCUAAGUAAUUUGCCAAAAGCUCGCGCCGCUCUAACAUCGGCCCGUACCACAGCCAACGCCAUUUAUUGUCCACCUAAAGUGCAGGCCUCGUUAGAUCUACAGUCUGGUAUACUGCAUGCAGCCGAUGAAAGAGAUUUUAAGACCGCCUUUUCCUAUUUCUAUGAGGCCUUUGAGGGUUUCGAUAGUGUGGACAAUGGAAAGGCUCUGACUGCUCUCAAAUAUAUGUUGUUGUGUAAAAUUAUGUUGGGCAAAUCGGAUGAUGUCAAUCAAAUUGUUAGCGGUAAAUUGGCUAUUACAUAUUCCGGUCGCCACAUCGAUGCCAUGAAAUCCGUUGCCGAGGCUUCACACAAACGCUCUUUGGCUGACUUCCAACAGGCCUUAAAAGAUUACCACAAAGAAUUGGCCGAAGAUGUUAUUGUUCAGGCCCAUUUGGGUACACUCUACGAUACAAUGUUAGAACAAAAUCUUUGUCGUAUCAUUGAGCCCUAUUCCCGAGUGCAAGUUUCCCAUGUCGCUGAAUGCAUUAAACUACCCAUGCCACAGGUGGAAAAGAAAUUAUCACAAAUGAUUUUGGAUAAGAAAUUCCUGGGUAUAUUGGAUCAAGGUGAAGGAGUUCUAAUCGUUUUUGAAGAGACCCCCACCGACAAAACCUACGAACGUGUUUUAGAAACAAUUCAGAAUAUGGGCAAAGUUGUUGAUACUCUCUAUCAGAAGGCUAAGAAAUUGUCAUAGACAUUAAUCACUGUCCCCCCAUUCCUAAAAUAUUUAAUCAAUCACAAACAAAAUUAAGUUUUUUCUAAACGGAAGGAAAUAUGUAACAUUUAUUACAACAUUUUCAAACCAUUCAAAAAGCAGGCUUUUAGAUACUCUCAUAUUACUUUAUUAUAUUUUUUUUUUGUUUUCCAAUAUCUAAGUUUUUUUUUUGUUUCAAGUAGAAGUGAACGGUAUUCAAAUGUUUUUAUAUCAAGCAAGCCACCACGAAACCCCAACCAACCCAAAAACAACAAAAUAAAAUCAAUUUAUCCCA